UGUGAGGAGAGAAGAAAGAAAAUGGAUGGGCUUAGCCAUAUCGGUCUCCCUGUUCUGGGAAUCCUCGCAGUCUCCGUUGUCACGUUCUACGCCGUCAGCUUCGCUGAGAUCAGAGAGAAAUCGUUUAAAGAUUUGUACGACUCGGAGAAUGGAGAGGGAGCAGGGUUCAAGACUUCACUAAGUUCCAGAGAGAGGAGACUGAAAAGAGAAGCAAAUAAAAAACGUCCUCGUUCUUGAAACCCAGGGUGAUGAUUCCUGUUCCAUUACGUAAUCAUGUUCUAUAAUCACAAUUCUCUGUUUCAGCAGUGGUCUAUGUAUUUCGUUUUCAAGUUCGAGUGCACUAAAUUCUAUGAGUCAUUCUGGUCCGUGGGUUGGUUAGCCCCGUACCGUACCGAACCAUAUAGUCCAGUCUCUGGCCGUCGCUAGUUUAGCCAUUAACCACAAGUUCAUGUAGCUGCAAGCCUGCAAAGUCGCUAUCUCAGAAACUGUUUUUGACUUUUAAAAACAAUAUCUACUCAUGUCUCUGUAUCUUUGGUUUGCUCAGAUCACAUUCACAUAGUGAGAAGUCUUAUUGUUGU
Brassica oleracea var. oleracea is the source of this 578-nucleotide messenger RNA. RefSeq lists its product as uncharacterized. NCBI's taxonomy places the organism in Eukaryota, Viridiplantae, Streptophyta, Magnoliopsida, Brassicales, Brassicaceae. The record is from RefSeq and is a predicted model, not a curated record.